This is a messenger RNA of Adineta ricciae, 903 nucleotides long. NCBI's taxonomy places the organism in Eukaryota, Metazoa, Rotifera, Eurotatoria, Adinetida, Adinetidae. The record is from the annotation of a GenBank genome assembly.
AUGAUUGAGUUCUUUAAUAUUCUUUUCCAAAUCGUUCUCUAUUUUGGUAUUGUUGCCAUCAUUGCCUACUUUGUAUACCCUUUACAUGACAACAUCGAGAAAUACUUCCAGCAUAAAGUUGUGUGGAUCACUGGUGCAUCGUCAGGUAUUGGUCGGGAGUUAGCGAAAGAAUUAGUUCGUCUUUCGCCAACCACUCGUUUGAUUAUAUCAGCAAGACGUGAAGAAGAAUUGCAUUCAUUAGCGAAGGAACUCAACCUUGAUUCUGAUCAUUGUCUUGUUUUACCACUCGAUCUCGAAUCCCACACCCAUGGUUUUCAAAGUAAAGUUGAUCUUGUUCUCGAUCGGUUCAAGCGAAUUGAUGUUUUAAUCAACAAUGCUGGUAUAUCUCAACGAAGUUUGAUCAAAGACACAAUAUAUCAAGUUGACUCACGAUUAAUGAACAUUAAUUACUUAGGUACAGUUACCUUAAGUAAAGCAGUUCUACCGCAUUUUAUGGAACGUCAAUCAGGACAUUAUGUUGUGGUAACAUCGGCAACGGGCUAUGUCGGCACACCAUUACGUUCAUCAUAUGCGGCUUCUAAACACGCUUUGCAUGGAUUUUUCGAUUCUCUUCGAUUGGAACAUACGCGUGACCAUAUCGAUGUCACAAUGGUGUGUCCGGGCUUUGUCAAGACAGAUGUUUCAAUCAACGCUUUCGAAGGAUCCGGUCGAUUGCAUAGAAAGAUGGAUCCACAAACGGAAAAAGGCACCGACCCGAUUGUAUGCGCAAAUAAUAUACUACAUGGAGUGGCUGCUCGUAAGCAUGAAAUCUAUGUAGGUCGUUCGGCAGCGAUAGUCAUAUACUUACAACGCUUUUUUCCCAAAAUACUUUAUCAAGUUUUACUACGUAUUGACUCGUCAUAA